AAAAUAUUGUGGACCGAUUUUGUUACGUUUGCGUUUUGUCAAGCUGGUUUCGGCACGUGUAAACAACAAUCUUGUAGUUAUAGCUAGAUGGUUUGUCAUCCUUUAAAACACUAAAUAUCAUGAGCAAUUAGCCAAGUGGCUAAGUUAAGGCGACUCACAUUCAACGAAAGCAACAAAUUCGGAAGAAACUACUGCAGAUUGGUUGGUAAACAUUCUUAACUGAUACCAGCAUAUCAGAAGGUCAUGGAAAGUACAGAAAAGCUAGGAAAGAAGUCAGCACCCGAUACAGACCAAUCACCGGACGGAGAGGUACCUUUCUCAGAAAUGGGAUGUAAAAAAUUGAAGCUGACCACGAACGACGAACCGGUAAGGUGUAAAUUUUUCGUACUGCGGAAGAAGCGGCUCUGCAAAAUGACCGUCGGCCACGGAAAGGAAUUCUGUGGUGAACAUGAGCCCGUCCAAGCCCCCUCGGAAGCGGAUAACGGCAUCAGCUCUGAUCGUAUACCGUGUCCGUUGGACCCGAAGCACACGGUUUCGGUAACAAAACUAGAGAAACAUUUGAAGAUUUGUAACGCUCGACCGGCGGCUGAGAAGUUGCCGUACAUUGUCACCGGCAUCAACGGUGGUUCCGAGGGCGAAGAACAGCAACACCCGGGUAGUUCAGCGCUGCAGAAAAAAUUAACUGACAUACCGACUAGCCAACUAUUGGCUCUUGUAGCAAAAAUUAACUCAAUCUACAGCGCCAGCGUUGGCAGUAUACAGGAAUUUUCACCUCGCCAUCCCAUUUUGGAGCAGGAGCUCGCCACGGACCAUUACGGGCCGCAAACCUUAAAGCACCUUACCCAAUCGUCGGCCCUGCUCGGCCUGAUGGAGCACUUCAACUUCCUGCAAAAUGGUACCGUUUUUGUGGAAUUCGGUGCCGGUAAAGGUCAGGUUUCGUACUGGCUGGCACGAAUAAUCGAGCAGCAGCUGAGUAGCUGCAAGGUGUUGCUAAUCGAUCGUGCCUCGCACCGUCACAAGAAGGACAACAAAAUCGAAGACCGCGACAUUGUGCAGCGGGUGCGGGCAGACAUUGCGGAUCUAGUGCUGGAGCAGCUCGAUCUACCGGAUACGACCAAGCAGUUGGUCGGCAUUGGGAAACAUCUCUGCGGCAGCGCAACGGAUCUAGCGCUUCGGUGUCUCGUAAACUACAGGAAAAAGGUAAAAACUGUGACCACCGCUAAAGGCUGUCUGUUUGCGCUCUGUUGCCAUCACCGGUGCGAGUGGAAAAGCUUUGUGGGGAAACGGUUCCUGUUGGCCAACGGAAUCGGUCCCGAGGAGUUUGAGUGCAUUGUACGCAUGGUUAGUUGGGCCGUAUGUGGCACGGGACGGAGCCGUGAACGGAAGGCCGAAACGGAAAUGUCCGAAGCUGACGGUAAAGAAGAUCGAUGUGGUCUGACUAGAGUGCAGCGCGAAGAAAUCGGUAGAAAAUGUAAGCGUAUUUUGGAUAUCGCACGUAUCGAAUACAUGGAGAAAAGUGGAUACGAUGCCCACUUGAAGCAUUACGUGAAUACGGAUAUAACUUUAGAAAACGUGAGCCUUGUUUGCAUUGAGAAAACAGGCCAGCAAACAACACUCCCUUCUGAAUAAUUUGUUGCGAAAGUUACCCUGAUUUCGUGUCGGAGUAACAAGAAAAUCUUUAUGGGAUGUUGUGAGUUGUUUUAGCAUUAACACAAAUGUUUUAUAUUUAAAACCGACGAACGAAAUGCAAUAAAAAUGAAUUAUUUAAAUAGUCGAGAUUGUA
This is a messenger RNA of Anopheles coustani, 1783 nucleotides long. RefSeq names its product tRNA:m(4)X modification enzyme TRM13 homolog. Gene Ontology annotation, biological process: tRNA methylation. The record is from RefSeq and is a predicted model, not a curated record. The coding region runs from base 244 to 1629 and encodes 461 amino acids. NCBI's taxonomy places the organism in Eukaryota, Metazoa, Arthropoda, Insecta, Diptera, Culicidae. The transcript is spliced from 2 exons.